This is a messenger RNA of Mitosporidium daphniae, 723 nucleotides long. RefSeq lists its product as uncharacterized. The transcript is spliced from 2 exons. Lineage: Eukaryota; Fungi; Microsporidia. The annotation marks the transcript as partial. The record is from RefSeq and is a predicted model, not a curated record.
CCAAUAUAUGGCUUCCACCAAAUAAAGGAACAUCUUACGAAUUUAGAAAAAAGAGAACAAACCCUGGAAUCGUGGUCCAUCCUAUUGCCUGGCCUUAUUUCAAAAGUUUGUGACUCAGAGCCUUGGAUUCGAAGUUUUUGCAUCGGUUUGGUUUCAUCAAGGCUCCUUUUUCAGGAGAAUACCCCAUAUAUUGGAUCGAUAGUUUCCAUUGUGCUUUCGAGCUUGAAUAAUUUGGAUGAGGAAAUUCAAGUCGAUGCGGUCUUUCUGCUGUCGGCCAUCAUCAAUGCCAUCGACUCGAACAUUUUCCGAAAGUACAUUGCCCAAAUAAUUUCGUCGCUAUCCACCUGGCUGCAUGGCAUUUCCACACCUAGUCGUCUGCAGCGAAUGUCCAGAUUUGGGAAGCUAUUCAAUGCUAAAGAGGGGGUGUCUUUUUGGAUCAAUUUCUUCCGCUGCCUGUUUGCCAAAGAUAGUGAUAAUCUGGCCAACGCAGCAAAAGGUCCCAUCACGGUUAUCUAUCCAUUGCCCUUCAACAGGCGAUUGUUAUUGCCUCCACGAAAGACCGUYUACUCUCCAGUGGAAGCAAAAUGGGAAAUAGAAGCCAUAUUGCCAAUCAAAGCGCAAAAUCUAGACGAACUAAAUGCCCUCACUUCAAUGAAAGAUCUCUCCCCCUCCGAGAUUAUUUUUGCGAUUGCCAAAUUUAUCACUACUCUUAAAUUAAAUUAA